This is a messenger RNA of Halichondria panicea, 1969 nucleotides long. RefSeq lists its product as uncharacterized. The record is from RefSeq and is a predicted model, not a curated record. Bases 57 to 1169 code for a protein of 370 amino acids. NCBI's taxonomy places the organism in Eukaryota, Metazoa, Porifera, Demospongiae, Suberitida, Halichondriidae. Gene Ontology annotation, molecular function: protein binding. The transcript is spliced from 7 exons.
UGACAAUUUGCAUUCUAGAUCUACAACUAUGGUAUAAUGCAAACCACCCCCACUGAAUGAAUGCUGAAUGCUAUGAUUAUACAUGUUUAGUUAAUGAUCUUUACUACAUUUACGGGGGUGAUGCCGUUAGAUUCCCAGCAAUCAUAAUUCUCUUGAUGGCAACUAGACUAAAAGUGAUGGACCUGAGAUGGCUCAUUCUUUCAACAGCUCUUGUGGCAUCUAUACAAGCUCAGUUCGCAGUACAACCAGUGCCAGUGGUGCAGGCCCAAGGGCUGAAUGCAGUGUUUGAGUGUUGGUAUCCUGGAGCAGUAAAUUACAAUUGGGGAUUCAAUGGAGAGUUUCCUACUGACAAUAGCUACCCACCCAAUGUGACUGUUAUUCCACCAUCUAGUGACACCCCAGCAAAACUGAUCAUCCUAACCACAGGCCUGUACAAUAAUACUGUUGUUCAGUGUUUGAUAGUGGUUAUAGUGGAAGGAGAGUUCGUUAGUCAACUGCAUAUAUCAGAAAAUGCUACCUUGCAAGUACAAGGUCCUCUUUCAUCUGUCUCCAACCUCCAUGCUCAGUCAUCAAGCACCAACAUCACAAUCACCUGGGAUGCUCCCUUCUCUCUUAACCUCACAACAGCUGAACCAGACAUACAGUAUUGUAUGGAUGUGUACGAUAGUGCCACUGAUGUUCUACUACACUCUGAGUGUGGUAUUAUUGAGGAACGCUACACCUAUUCCCCUAGCAACCCCUGCUCGACGUAUGCGUUGUUAGUGACACCUAGGAGUAAUCUUGACGGAGCUCUCAAUGGAAGCAUUGCAUGGUUUCUGGAAUUCACAGUGCGGCCAGUAUCAGUGAUACAAGCUGAAGGCCUGAAGGCAGUGUUUGAGUGUUUGUACCCUGGUGCCCUGAGUCACAGUUGGGGGAUCAAUGGAAUGUACCCAGCUGAUGAUGCGUUUCCACCUGAUGUAACUCGUGCCCUACCGUCUGGUGAUACUCCAGCAAGACUGUCCAUUCCAUCAACAGGCCAAUACAACAACACAGUGGUGCAGUGUAGGGCUGUGAUUGAUGUGGGAGGAGAUGCGCAGUUUGUGCAAACAUGUGAUGCUCUUAGCCUGAUGUUAGUACAAGGUAUCCUUACUAAAAUGAUAGCUAUAACUUCACAUUUUUUUAUGCUUUGAGCACUUCAGGUCCACUGCAUGGGUUCUGUUACUGGACUGAGACUGGACACGGUGACCUCUACUUCAUUGACUCUCACCUGGGAUACUCCCUUCUCUCUAGACCUCACCACAGCUGAGCCAGACAUACAGUAUUGUGUGGAUGUGCACAGUGUCCCUGGAAGACAACUGGUGGAGUCAUCAUGUGACAUCAUCGACACUAACUACACUUUCUCUACUAGUGAUCAAGACCAGUUAGUGUUUACAGUGACACCAAGAAGCAAUGUGGAGGGUAGUCUCAAUGGAACCUCCAGUGAACUAGUCGGACCUCCUUCGCAAGCUAACGAUACGAUUACUGACAUCUCACCAUCGUCAUCUCUUCCUGAGUCUAUUCAACCACCCUCUAUUUAUACAAUAGCAGUGUCUUCAGGUGUGACUGCUGUGGUAGUUCUACUCCUACUCUUAGUCAUCGCCAUUUUAACAGCUGUUGUCAUAGUGAAACGAAAACAAAGGAACCACAAAGAUGAUGUUGUUGUAUCAGAUGGAAGAGAGGAUUUGUCAUCAACAUUGCCAGGAAUUGAGCAGCCUAACGAAGCUCAUGUUCCAGUGCUCAAUAAGAACAUUGCCUAUGAGCAGACACGGAUACCAAGACACAAUGAACACACCACCACCAUCGUCACCACGGUAGUAGCAAUGGAGGAUGAGAACACUGAGCCAAGUCAUGAGUACGAAGAAGUAUUACCUAAGGGACAUUUUUAGAACGACUGAGCGUCGCCUCACAUUAUUACAUAAUGUAGUUGUCCCAAAUACACGUAAAAUAAAUU